Messenger RNA from Vitis riparia (riverbank grape), 470 nucleotides. Its product is annotated as vesicle-associated membrane protein 722-like. Lineage: Eukaryota; Viridiplantae; Streptophyta; Magnoliopsida; Vitales; Vitaceae. The transcript has a single exon. The record is from RefSeq and is a predicted model, not a curated record. Gene Ontology annotation, cellular component: membrane. The coding region runs from base 23 to 361 and encodes 112 amino acids. Gene Ontology annotation, biological process: vesicle-mediated transport.
GAGAUUAAUAGAGAGAGAGACCAUGAAGAAGAAGGAGAAGGAGAUGGAGAUGGAGAUGGAACCGAAGAGGGGUACAGAAAAAGUAGAAGAGAUGAAGGCAAAGGUAGCGCAAGUUCAAGGAGUGAUGAGGGAGAACAUAGAGAUGGUUAUGGAUAGAGGGGAGAAGAUAGAUAUUUUGGUGGACAAGGCUCAGGAUUUGCAGAAGGAAGCUGGAUAUUACCGAGACAAUGGGAGGGCGAUUAAGAGGAAAAUGUGGUGUAAGAACAUGAAGAUCAAGCUGAUUGUUAUUACGGUUUUGAUAUUGAUUCUGGUUUUGAUCAUCUGGAGUUCUAUCUGCGGUGGAUUCAACUGCAGCAACUAGUCUUUUGUUACUGUUAAUUCUGUCUUCCCUCCUUCCUCUCUCUCUCUCUGUUGUUUCCUUUGUUUUGUGUGAUAUAUGGAUUACCGAAUGAUACCGAAUCUUUGUUUCC